Messenger RNA from Bemisia tabaci, 3490 nucleotides. Lineage: Eukaryota; Metazoa; Arthropoda; Insecta; Hemiptera; Aleyrodidae. The record is from RefSeq and is a predicted model, not a curated record.
UUUCCACAAAGUGUUUUCUCAGACUGAGCAACUCAAUGUCCAUGCAUAGAUCUGUAUAUUUUUCAAACGGAAGUGGCGUACAACCAUUUGGAUUGAUUUGAUUAAAGAACCGUAUUUUUAUUCUAAUUUUUUUGUCAUAAAAACCGCAAUACAUUUUCUUGAAGACAUACUAAUUAACGAAGACAGGGAAGAAAAGGACGCAUGAAAAUUCAGCUUAUUGUGUUUAUUUUUGAAGCUUACUUAUAUGCGGUUACAGAAGGAGAUGGUCUAUUCAGGAAAAAUCAGUUCAGCGAUACAAACCGGAAAAAGGGAGAGGCGAUCGAUUUUGAAAAGAUCUUCAUUGAUGAUAUACUUGCUGCCCACAAUAAGUACCGGACCAUACACCAGGCCCCCCGCCUGACUCUGGACCCCGCGCUUGCUCUGAGGGCUGAACACUAUGCCGAGGAAUUAGCCAGGCGAGUCCCUAGAGAAAAUAGGACUAGGAGUCUAGGUUUCGGUGUCAAUACGGCAAUCUUCAAUGGAGACAUCGAUGUGGCCGGCGAUUUCGUUGUUGAGGAGUGGUACCAUCAAAUUAAUCACUAUCCUUUCGAUGGGGAACCCUCCGCGAGAGAACUUCGGAAAGUUCGAAAAUUUACUCAGGUUGUAUGGAAAUCGACUGAAUUUAUCGGUUGCGCCCAAAAACGGAAUGGGCUACGUCUCGUCUUCGUGUGUUACUACUGGCCCCCAGGAAACAUCCCGGGCGAGUUCGAAGAUGAAGUUCUUCCUCAAGAAGAACCGACCUAUCUUGUGGCGCAAGGGUCAGCCCAGGGCUCAGCACCCUUAGGGGGACAGAAGAACCAAAAUGGAUACGGGGGUGGAGGUCUAGGGAGUAAUCCUUCAGGCCCUCCCUCAGGUACUGCAGGUCCUCCAAACGGACCCGGUGGAACUGCCCCCGGUCCAAGUCCUCCAAGUCCCCCAGGUCCAAGUCCUCCAAGUCCCCCAGGUCCUAGUCCGCCGAGUCCCCCAGGUCCAACCAACAGAGGCCCCACUGGCGGUGGAGGUCCACCCUAUGGAGGUCCCCCUGUUCCCGCGACCCCCUCUCCUUAUGGGCCUGGGGGCGGUGGAGGUGGCGGUGGGGGAGGAGGAGGGGGUGGAUUUGGAUUCGGUGGUGGAUUUGGAAUUGGAAACCAAGGAGGCCAAGGAGGUCAAGGAGGUCAAUCAGGUCAAGGAGGCCAAGGAGGCCAAGGUGGUCAAUCAGGUCAAGGAGGUCAAGGAGGUCAAGGAGGUGUUGUGCCGAAGUACAAUCCUAACAAGAACCCACCGACUGCCUACAGCGCGCAACCAACGGAUUCCUUCUCCAUACAGGUUCUCAAAGCUCACAAUUACUACCGGAACAUGCAUGGAGUGCCUCCGCUGAUGCUUGAUCAAAACCUGAAUUCCCUCGCUCAAGACUGGGCAAACCACUUGGCAAACAUUCACCAAAUGGUCCACAGGCCCAACAACAAAUACGGUGAAAAUCUGUACUACGGCUGGUCAACCAAUCCAAAUUUUGCUAUAAACGGUGCUGUGCCUGUUAAUGUAUGGUACAGUGAAAACAGAUUCUACACCUACGGGUCAGAGCCCACGGCUAACUUCUACAAAGUUGGUCACUUCACGGCGAUGGUAUGGACGAGCACUCGAUGGCUCGGCGUGGGUAUCGCCAGGGCACAAGGGCGCGUCUACGUGGUCUGCAACUACGACCCUGCCGGCAACUUCAUGGGGAGCUUCGCGACGCAGGUUCAACCACCGGUUGGUCAAGCAGGUUCCACCGCAGGUGGUGGAGGCGGGGGUGGGGGCGGUCUUGGUGGCGGUGGUGGUGGCGGCGGAGGCGGCUUAGGAGGCGGUGGCGGAAUAGGGUGGGGCGGGGGUGGCAACGGACCCCCAUCAGGGGGUCAAUAUCCUCCAGCACCACCGAGUGGAGGAACACCAAGUGGAGGAACAGGACCAGGGAGUGGACCAGGAGGUUCAAUGCCAGGAGGAUCAGGAAUGCAACCUAGUGGAGGAAUGCAACCUGGAGGAGUAGGAAUGCAACCUGGAGGAAUAGGAAUGCAAGGAGGAGUAGGAAUGUCACCAGGACCGGGCUACAUGGGACCACCGUUGAACCAACAACCAGGAAUCCCGUCGUACCUCCUGAACCCGACGAUAACGAUUCUGCGCCCGCUUCCGUUACUACAAAAUCCUAUAUCCGGCGCCGGCGGGGGAACGAUGAUUUUACCGGUGGUCCCAAUCUCACCGAUGGGCGGUGGCCUGCAGCUUCAAACGCUUUCCAACCCGGGUCUCAACGCCCAAAUCAACCCCUUCGGUCUGGGGCCGGUGGGAGGGGGAGCUCAACUGGGGCCAAAUGGGCUCGGUACCAACGCCCAAAUAGGGCCCCUCGGAGCCGGGGCCAAUCUGGGGGUCAGCCCGGGGCAGGUUGGGGGCAACGCUCGAUUAGGGCCUUUUGGCGCUAGGGCGAAUUUAGGCGUGAAUCAGAAUCAGCAACAAGGAGGGGCUCAGCCAAUGGGAGAUUACGGGCCAUCUGGGUCCUCGGCCCCUGCCACAAUGAGCCCAUACAAUACAAUGAAUCAGAAUCAGAACCAGAAUCAGAAUCGGCAACAAGGGGGGGCUCAGCUAAUGGGAGACUACGGGCCAUCUGGGUCAUCGGCCCCUGCCACAAUGACCCCAUCAUACGGGCAGAACCCAGGUGGGCAGAACCCUGGUGGGCAGAACCCUGGUGGCCAGAACCCAGGCGGCCAGAAUCUAGGUGGCCAGAAAACGGGUGGCCAAAACGCUGGAGGCCAGAGCCCGGGUGGCCAAUACCCAGUGGCCCAACCCCUGGGCAGUGCCGCCGGGACCGGCUAAUGACGAUGAGUGAUAUCCACUACCAACUCGAUAAAAUUCCAAUAUGCCCGGAGUAUUUUUUAAUUUCAGUUGGGUGUAUGACAGUUUUCGGAAUAACUCGAUGGUCGAUCGAUCAGUUGGAACUUUUUGGAUUUUAAAGUUUGUCUGGGUCAUGUACGUAUAUAUGCCAGAAGAAACUAUGCUGCACGUAAACCCUAUGCGCCCUGGUUCAUUUUAGCAUAAAUACGACAAAAUCUUGUGUGUGAAUGCCAUAAGUGCUACGGCAUGAUGGGAAUAUUAGUGGAGAAGAAUAUGAAGGGGGGAAAAACUUCUUAAAAUCAGAGAGUAUUCACUGAUCGAUCGGCUACCGAACUUUUCUGAAAAAUGCCAUAGAAACAACUUAAACGUCGGAUAGCGAAACAAACACACACACACACACCCUCACACACCCUCUCACACACAUACAUACGCAUUAGGAAUGAUUUUCUCAUACGUUUCAGCUGAUAAUUUUUCUGUCAAAAACCGCAGUAUCAUCAGAAUAAGUUCUCAGUCGAGACAUCUCAGAAACCUCUCGUGCGCUCAACUUGAUAAAAAUAGCUACGAUAAAAUGUAAAAGUAUUAUUUUAAUAAAUAAAAUUACUCCGUUUCCCGA